Ustilaginoidea virens is the source of this 1458-nucleotide messenger RNA. RefSeq lists its product as uncharacterized. The transcript has a single exon. The record is from RefSeq and is a predicted model, not a curated record. The coding region runs from base 1 to 1458 and encodes 485 amino acids. Gene Ontology annotation, molecular function: sphingosine N-acyltransferase activity. Gene Ontology annotation, biological process: ceramide biosynthetic process. Gene Ontology annotation, cellular component: membrane. Lineage: Eukaryota; Fungi; Ascomycota; Sordariomycetes; Hypocreales; Clavicipitaceae.
AUGGCCGAGCCGUUCCCGCUGCUCAGCAGCCCUGCCGAGCAGCUGCACAGCCUCGAAGCCCAAGGCGCGCGACGACGCCGCAAGUCCAGCGGCCUGGGCGGCGACAUUCGCGCCGGCGACACGGGCGCUCCCGCCCUCGCCUCGAGCAAAAUGUCCCUCGACCAGCAUCGCCACGAGCCCCCCCGGCCCGGCUGCUCCGGCAGCUCAACCUCCACCUCGACAUCCACCUCGACAUCCACCUCCGGCAGCUCAACCUCCCCCCCCUCCUCCUCCUCCUCCACCUCCAGGAAGCUGUCCAAGCGGCGCCGCGCCAGGGGCCUGCUCUCCCGCCUGCGCCAGACCUGCCUCAAGCACACCUGGCUGCUGCCCCUGGCCCUGCUCGCCGUCGUCCUGUCCGGCUACGCCCUCCACCCGUCCGAGGCCAACCCCCUCCACAGCCUCAUCUUCCUGUCGUAUCCCCUGCCCGCCGCCGGCGGGGCCCCCCCCCUCCAGUACGGCAAGGGCCCCCGCGACCUCGCCCUCGUCGCCUUCUACACCGUCGUCCUCUCCUUCACCCGCGAGUUCGCCAUGCAGGAGCUGCUGCGCCCCUUGGCCCGCCGCCUCGGCCUCAAGCGCAGCAAGCACGCCCGCUUCAUGGAGCAGGCCUACACGGCCCUCUACUUCGGCUUCCUCGGCCCCGCCGGCAUGUACGUCAUGUCCCGCACCCCCGUGUGGUACUUCAACACGCGCGGCAUGUACGCCGGCUUCCCCCACCGCUCCCACGAGGCCCUGGUCAAGUUCUACUACCUCUUCCAGGCCGCCUACUGGGCCCAGCAGGCCAUCGUCCUCGUCCUCGGCCUGGAAAAGGCCCGCAAGGACUUCAAGGAGCUCGUCGGCCACCACGUCGUCAGCCUGGCCCUCAUCGGCCUCAGCUACCGCUUCCACUUCACCUACAUCGGCCUGGCCGUCUACACCACCCACGACAUCAGCGACUUCUUCCUCGCCACCUCCAAGAUCCUCAACUACCUCGACCACCCGCUCGUCGGGCCCUACUUCUUCCUCUUCAUGUGCGUCUGGAUCUACAUGCGCCACGUCGUCAACCUCGAGAUCAUCUGGUCCCUCUUCACCCACUUCCGCACCGUCGGGCCCUUUGAGCUGGACUGGGCCGCCGAGCAGUACAAGUUCUGGCUGUCGCAGUACAUUGCCAUUGCCCUGCUGGCUUCGCUGCAGGCCCUCAACCUGUUUUGGCUGUUUUACAUUGUCCGCAUCGCCUACCGCUUCAUCCGCGACAGCACGGCCGGCGACGACCGCUCCGACGACGAAGACGACGACGAGCCCGACGAGACCGACGAGCGCGAGCGCGAGCGCGAGCCCAAGGCCAAGGCCAAGGCCAAGGCCAAAGCCAAAGCCGAGCCCAAGGCCGUCCAGCCCGUGCCUGCCUUGGAGGUCAACGGCAAGGCUGUCGAUGCGUCGUUUUAA